Molecule: messenger RNA, 864 nt
Organism: Gavia stellata (red-throated loon)
Lineage: Eukaryota; Metazoa; Chordata; Aves; Gaviiformes; Gaviidae
Gene: SPRED3
Product: sprouty related EVH1 domain containing 3
Exons: 3
Coding region: 1-864 (287 amino acids)
Biological process (GO): multicellular organism development; negative regulation of MAPK cascade
Cellular component (GO): membrane
Molecular function (GO): protein kinase binding
Source: RefSeq, a predicted model, not a curated record
AUGCUGCGGGUGCGCGCCGUGGUGAUGACCCGCGACGACUCGAGCGGCGGGUGGGUGCCCACGCGCGGGGGGGGCCUCAGCCACGUCACGGUCACCAGCGCCCGGCGGCGCGAGGACGGCCACCGCCAGCGGCAGUACCUCAUCCGCGGGGAGCGGCUGCGGGACCAGGCCCCCACGCUGGAGUGUGCGCUGCGGCGGGACCUGGAGUACAACGAGGUGACCCCCACCUUCCACCACUGGCGCGUCGGGGGGCGGCGGUUCGGCCUCACCUUCCAGAGCCCCGCCGACGCCGGCGCCUUCCGCAGGGGCGUGCGGGGCGCCCUGCAGGCCCUGGCCGCGGGUGGCCGCUGGGGGACCCGGAGGAGCCGGAGACCCCCCCCCCCGCCCCGGCAACCCCGCACCCCCCGCGGCUACGAGGACUACCGCCACCCCGGGGGGGCCACCGCCGCCCACGUCCGCUUCCAGAAGGAUCCGAAGGGGUCCCCCUCCUGCCGCAUCCACGGGGACCCCCCGCCCGGAGCCCCCUCCCGCUGCGUCUACUGCCGGGGGGUCUUCAGCCGGGAGGAGAACGGCCGCGGGCAGUGCCGGGAGGCGCCGGAUCCGGCCGGCCGCUGCGUCCGCCGCCUGAGCUGCAUGUGGUGCGCCGAGAGCCUCCUCUACCACUGCCUGGCCGACGCCGAGGGCGACUUCUCGGCGCCCUGCUCCUGCGGCGCGGGGGACCCCCACUGCUGCGCCCGCUGGCUGGCGCCCGCCGCCCUGGCGCUGCUGGUGCCCUGCCUCUGCUGCUACCCGCCCCUGCGCGCCUGCCACUGGUGCGGCGGCCACUGCGGCUGCUGCGGCGGCCGACACAAGGCCGCCCGGUGA